This is a messenger RNA of Yamadazyma tenuis ATCC 10573, 1752 nucleotides long. RefSeq names its product Tuberous sclerosis 2-like protein (gene TSC2). Gene Ontology annotation, biological process: positive regulation of GTPase activity; amino acid transmembrane transport; regulation of small GTPase mediated signal transduction. Gene Ontology annotation, molecular function: GTPase activator activity; amino acid transmembrane transporter activity. Gene Ontology annotation, cellular component: membrane. The record is from RefSeq and is a predicted model, not a curated record. Lineage: Eukaryota; Fungi; Ascomycota; Pichiomycetes; Serinales; Debaryomycetaceae.
AUGGACAUUACCAGUAGCAAGAAGGAUGAGCUAUCAACCCUUACAUUUGAUGAGUCCCGAACUUCUUCUAGCCCUUACCAAAGAAACCCCACCAAAUGGGAGCGGUUUAAAGACUCUUUUAAGAGAUACGAAGAACAAUCAGCACCAGCCUGCGAAGGAUACGAGGAACUCACCGACCUUGAAAAGGCCAACUUGAAGACAGCUAACUCUCCUUUGAAACGAGAAUUGAAACCAAGACAUUUACAAAUGAUUGCAAUUGGGUCGGCGAUCGGAUCUGGUCUUUUAGUGGCCAGUGGAAGCGCAUUAGAAACUGGAGGUCCGUUGGCAGUUUUGAUAUGUUGGUCGUUGACGGGGUUGUCUGUGUUCUGCACAAUUCAUGCCUUGGGAGAAUUGACGGUAACGUUCCCAAUUUCAGGGUCUUUCAACGUUUAUGCCAGCAGAUUCAUCGACCCAUCGGUUGGAUUCGCAGUGGCAUGGAACUACUUUCUCCAGUAUUUGGUGCUUUUACCGUUAGAAUUGGUAGCUGGAUCAAUGACAAUACAAUACUGGAAUACCACUAUUAACCCCGACGUGUGGGUGCUCAUCUUUUAUGUUGUGGUUAUCUCAAUUAAUUUCUUUGGUGUCAGAGCGUAUGGAGAAGCUGAGUUUAUCUUCCUGUCCAUAAAAGUGGUCACAGUGACAAUGUUCAUUAUUGUGUGUAUUGUGAUUGCGGCAGGUGGUGCUCCGAACGGUCAGGCCGUUGGCGGCAAGUACUGGAGAGACCCUGGUCUUUUUGCCCAUGGCUUCAAAGGUGUCAGCUCAGUAUUCGUCACCCUGGCAUUUGCUUACGCUGGAACCGAAUUGGUGGGAUUAACUGCAGCAGAGUCUCAAAACCCUCGUGUAAGUUUACCUAAAGCUACCAAACAGGUAUUCUGGAGAAUCCUCUUUUUUUACAUGGUUUCUUUAACUCUCAUCUGUUUCUUGGUUCCAAGUAACGAUCCAAGACUUUUGGGAGGAACUUCUUCUGUUGACGUUACUGCAUCUCCUUUCGUUAUUGCUGUUGUUAACGGUGGCAUCAAUGUUCUUCCUUCAUUCAUGAAUGCAGUUAUUUUGGUAUCGGUCAUAUCUGUGGGUUCUUCCAGUGUCUAUGCAACAUCAAGAACUUUAACCGCAUUGGCAGAACAAGGAUUUGCACCCAAAAUAUGUGGCUAUAUUGACAAUUCAGGUCGUCCUUUGGUGGCCAUCAUCAUCACCAACGUCUUUGGCCUCCUUAGUUUUAUUGCUGCAAGUAACAAACAAUCCGAAAUCUUUACAUGGUUGAUGUCUAUCAGUGGAUUGAGUUCAAUCUUCACGUGGAUGUCGAUAUGCCUUGCACAUCUUCGGUUCAGAAGAGCAUUGCGCUAUCAGAACAGAACAACCGAUGAGCUUGCAUUCUCUUCCCAACCAGGUGUAAUAGGGUCGCUCUACGGGGUUGUUCUUUUCACAUUGGUGCUUAUAGCUGAGUUCUGGGUUUCAUUAUUCCCCCUCGGCCAAAGUCCCAACGCAAAGACCUUCUUUUCUAAUUACCUAGGCUUUGUGGUUCUUGUGGUGUUCUACAUGGGCCACAAAGUUUGGUCAGGAAAUUGGACGCUUUUCAUUAGGGCCAAAGAUAUGGAUAUUGAUACCGGACGUGGAGAGAAUGAUUUGGAAGCUCUUAAAGCAGAAUUGGCCCAAGAGAGAGCCGUGUUGCAGUCCAAGCCUCUCUUGUAUAGAAUCUAUCAUUUACUCUGUUAA